Molecule: messenger RNA, 386 nt
Organism: Blastocystis hominis
Lineage: Eukaryota; Bigyra; Opalinata; Blastocystidae
Exons: 4
Coding region: 21-380 (119 amino acids)
Molecular function (GO): RNA binding
Source: RefSeq, a predicted model, not a curated record
GUCAAAUCGUAAAAUUCUAUAUGUCGGUAUGUUUGCAGACCAGCCUAGUUUAUCGGAUAGGAGGACUCGAUGACCAAGUCGACGAGCAAGUAUUGCUUGGCGUUUUUGUCCCGUUCGGCGAAGUAAAGGAAGUAACAAUUCCCCUAGAUGCCGGAACUGGAUUGAAGCGAGGUUUUGGAUUUGUAGAAUUUGAAGAUGCGGAAGAUGCAGCGGAAGCGCGUGAUAACAUGAAUAAUGCUGAAUUAUUUGGGAAAGUGAUUAAGGUAACCUAUUCGAACCGCAUGAAGCCGUCUCUCAUAUCUCAGAAGCCUAUUUGGGCCCAGGUCGAUGACUUGGAGCAGUUUAUCGCAGAAUCUAAUAAGGAAAGUAAAAAGGAAUGAUCAACU